AACAUAAACGAAGACAUUAUCGCAUUAUAGCGAGUUUGCACUUUGAAUGAUCAAAGUGCGUUUACAAAGAGUGACCGUGAAUUUUAUUCAAAUUUUUUCUAUAAAGAAAAUGGAUAAGUUUUUCUUCCUGAUAUUUUCGUUAAUUUUAACAACAAUUAAUGCAAAUUUAGCGAAAGUGUAUAAUUUUCAACCAGAGCAAGUUCAUAUUGCAUUCGGAGAAAAUGUUCGUGAAAUUGUUGUUAUGUGGUCUACAAUGGACGAAACAAGCGAUUCUAUAGUGAAAUACUCCUUAAACGGUGAACAAUUCAAGGCAGUUGGUGACGCACAUCUUUUCGUUGAUGGGGGCAAAAAACGACAUCAACAAUAUAUUCAUAAGGUCAAAUUGGCGAACUUGAAACCAGAUUCGCAUUAUGUGUACAAUUGUGGUAGUGAAUUAGGCUGGUCCGAUCAAUUUUGGUUUGAAACACCUCCAGCAGAUGAAAAUAAUUGGGCACCACAUUUGGCUAUUUUCGGCGAUAUGGGCAAUGAAAAUGCUCAAUCUCUGGCUCGUCUUCAGUUGGAAUCGCAACAGCAUAUGUAUGAUGCAAUUUUUCAUGUUGGAGACUUUGCCUACGAUAUGGAUUCGGAAAAUGCACGCGUCGGCGAUCAAUAUAUGAGACAAAUCGAAUCACUUGCUGCUUACGUUCCAUAUAUGGUAUGCGUUGGAAAUCACGAAGAGAAAUACAAUUUCUCAAACUAUCGUAAUCGCUUCGAAAUGCCGGGAAAAACAGAGAGCUUGUUUUACAGUUUUAAUAUGGGGCCAGUUCAUUUUAUUGCAAUUUCGACGGAGUUAUACUACUUUUUGAAUUAUGGCAUCAAGGCAUUAGCAAAUCAGUAUGACUGGCUGGUGAAUGAUCUUCGUGAAGCAAAUAAGCCGGAAAAUCGUAAAUUACGCCCGUGGAUCGUUACUUUUGGACAUCGUCCAAUGUAUUGCAGUAAUGAUGAUGACAGAGGUUCAUGUCGCGGAGAGACCACACUUGUACGAAAGGGGUUGCCAAUCACGCAUUUAUAUGGAUUGGAAGAUCUGUUCCAAGAUAACGGUGUAGAUGUUUCCGUUUGGGCACAUCAACAUUCAUAUGAACGACUGUGGCCAAUUUAUAAUUUUGAAGUUAAAAAUGGCUCAUUCGAAGAACCAUAUAAAAAUGCAAAAGCACCGGUGCAUAUAAUUACAGGGUCAGCGGGAUGCAAGGAGGAACAUGCUAAAUUCGUUAAAGACCCACCAAAAUGGAGCGCUUUUCGUUCGCAGGAUUAUGGAUAUACUCGAAUGAAAGCAUUCAACAAGACACACUUGUACUUUGAACAAGUUUCUGAUGAUAAAAACGGUCAGAUCAUCGACUCAUUUUGGGUUGUAAAAGAUCAAAUAAUGCCCAGUUAUGCAAAUUUAAAUGCCAUUUACUAAAACAACACUUGAAAAUUUUAAUCGAAACGAAUUGACUGUUUUUUUUUAAAACUAUUAUAGCUUAUUUAAAGCUAUGGACAUUCAACGUUGCCUCUUUGUAAUAAAGUACACAUUUUUUUGAGAAAAU
Molecule: messenger RNA, 1565 nt
Organism: Contarinia nasturtii (swede midge)
Lineage: Eukaryota; Metazoa; Arthropoda; Insecta; Diptera; Cecidomyiidae
Product: acid phosphatase type 7-like
Exons: 4
Coding region: 47-1438 (463 amino acids)
Molecular function (GO): acid phosphatase activity; metal ion binding
Source: RefSeq, a predicted model, not a curated record